AUGGAAGUAUCGGAUUUCCUAUCGUUGAUUUGUAACGAUAGCAGUGAUUCUUUAUCAAAGAUUUGGGUUAAUCAAGAUCUGUCACCUUGUUUUCGUAAAUAUCUUCUUGAAUUCGUACUUCAUGUGAUUACUCUCAUUCUGGUAUCCUAUAACAUUGGUCAACGUUUGAAAUGUUCAUAUCGUUUGUGGACAUUUCCUCUUACAUUGAUUCGUCUUGCAUCAAGCUUAGCUUUGAUUAUGACAUGUUCAUUUUAUUUUUAUACCUGUUUUUUUGUUAAUACAACAAAAAUUCAAUGGAUUGAUGCCAUUAAUAUGUUAGUUAGUCUCGUAGCAUAUUUAUUUAUUUGUUAUUUGAAUUUAAACAGUAAUCUUUACCAUAAUAAACGUCCAGUGACUUACAUUAUUUGGAUGAUAAUAUUCUUUCUUGUGCAAAAUUUUGAUAUUUAUCGUCUUGUUAUCAAACAUUUAACAUUAAUUGAAAGUAUUUAUGUUAGUAUCAGACAAUUAUGUUUAUUUUUAAUAUCUUUUGGUCUUUUAUUAAUAUGUUGUCAUAAAUGUGAUCAACAAGUAGCAACAGAAAACCCUGAACCUAAUGAAAAUCGACGUUUGUUGCCAGUUACAGCUAUCAUACAACCAAGAUGUCCUUUCCUUCCAUCAUCACAAGAAGCAACAGAUAUAAUUAAUGAAGAUUUAGCAACUAUAACACAAUUAUUUACAUUUUCUUGGUUUAAUCCAUUGAUGAAACGUGGUUAUAAUUCAUUAAUUAUUGAUUUAAAUGAUCUUUGUUCAUUACCUUCUAUAAUUUUUUCAUCAUGUUCAACACUUCAACAUCAUCGUCAACUUUCUCGUUCGCUUAUAAAAAUUUUUGGUCGAUCUUUUUUUCUACUUGGUAUUCUAAAAAUUCUUGGCGAUGGUCUUGCUUUUGGUGGACCUAUUUUUCUUAAUAAAUUAAUUACUUAUAUGGAAGAAUCAAGAGGAACUGAACAACAAAAUCGCGAUUUACGUCGUGGUCUUUUUCUUUCAUGUAUUCUUAUUGGAACUGUAGCUUUAGCAUCAUUUCUAAAUACACAUUUUACUUAUCGUAUCAAUCUUUUAGGACUUCGUUCUAAAAUGUAUUUAUAUACACGUAUUUACACUAAAACAACACAAUUAAAUAUAUGUGAAAUGAAUAGAUUUAAUAUGGGUGAAAUCGUUAAUUUUAUGUCAACAGAUUCGGAUCGUAUUGUAAAUUUUUUUCAAUCGUUUCAUGCAUUUUGGUCAUUACCAGCUCAAAUAGCUAUUGUUCUUUAUUUAUUAUAUCAACAAAUUGGCUUAACAUUUUUAACUGGUCUUGCUUUUGCAAUAAUACUUAUACCAAUAAAUAAAGUUAUAGCAUCGAAAAUAGCCAAGUUAAGUACAGAUAUGAUGUUAUAUAAAGAUGAACGUGUUAAACUUGUUUCUGAGAUUAUAUAUGGUAUACGUUCAAUAAAAAUGAAUACAUACGAAAAUUAUUUUAUUGAUCGAAUGAAUAAUAUUCGACAAAAAGAAUUACACGCAUUACGUGGAAGAAAAUAUUUAGAUGCUUUUUGUGUUUAUUUUUGGGCAACAACACCAGUUCUCAUAUCUGUCUUAACAUUUACGACAUAUACGCUUUUUGGAAAUCAAUUAACACCCGCAAAGGUAUUUACAAGUUUGGCUUUAUUUGCUUUACUUAUUUCUCCAUUAAAUUCAUUUCCAUGGGUAAUUAAUGGAUUAGUUGAAGCACAUGUUUCAUUAAAACGUGUUCAGCGUUUUAUUAAUAUUGAACCAACUUAUCUUGAAGAAUAUUAUGAAAAUGUACCGAUUGAUCCAUAUGUACCUUUGGAUCAUCCAUCAUUAGACAUUCGCAUUAAUCAAGCAAAUUUUUCGUGGAAUCCUGCAGUCAAUAUAGAAUCUAAUGAUAUAUCAUUAAAAGAUGUUGAUUUGACAAUUGUACGUGGUAGUCUUGUACUUAUUCUUGGUCGAGUUGGAAGUGGAAAAACUACAUUACUCAAUUGUCUUCUUGCUGAAUUAAAGAAACUAAAUGGUUCAGUUAAUGUUCAUCGUGGUAUUGAAAAUGGUUUUGGUUAUGUUAGUCAAGAAUCAUGGAUUCAACAAAUGUCACUUCGAGAUAAUAUUCUUUUCGGUAAAACAUAUAAUGAACAAUGGUAUAGAAAAGUUAUUGAUGCAUGUGCUCUUGAAAAUGAUAUUAAAAGUUUGGGUCCAGCUGGUGAUCAUACAUUGAUCGGUGAAAACGGUGUUACACUUUCCGGUGGUCAAAAAGCUCGUCUUUCAUUAGCUCGAGCUGUCUAUCAAGAUAAAGACAUAUAUUUAUUAGAUGAUCCUUUAUCUGCUGUUGAUGUUCAUGUUGCUCGUCAUUUAUUUUCUCAUUGUAUUCGUGGUAUUCUUAAAUACAAAACACGUUUAUUAUGUACUCAUCAAAUCCAAUUUAUGGAAAAAGCUGAUUAUAUUAUUUUAAUAGAUAAUGGACGAAUUAUUCGAACAGGAAAACCAAAUGAAGUUCUUUCAUCAGCGGAAAAUUUACUUUUAUCAAGUAAUCAAUCAUCACAAACGAGCCUUGCAACAACGCAUAAAUCAUUAGUAGAUAUUGAAGAACAAGUUAUACAAACAGAAACUGCUCUACAAAACGAAGCAGAACAAAGAUGUACUGGAACGGUCAAAUUUACUAUUUGGAAACGAUAUUUUAUUGCUGUUGGUAUUUGUCUUUCAUUUUCAGUUGUAUUUUCAGUUUUUCUUAUGCAAGCUUCUCGAAAUGUGUUUGAUUGGUGGCUAUCAUAUUGGACAAGUCAUCAAUUAUCUGUGAUUAAUAUGACAAAUAUUACUGGUCGAACAUCGUUUAAAUUUCUCAAUCCUAGUGUUGUGACCAUUCUCGAUGCUCGACCAAUAUUUGGUUUUGCAACACAAUCAGCUGAUCAAGAUUUUAAAAGUUUUUUUACUAUUUAUGUUGGUUUGGCUAUUGCAAAUUCUUUCUUUACACUAAUUCGUGCCUUUACAUUUGCUUAUGGUGGUAUUGAAGCAGCUAGAAAAUUACAUAAAUCAUUACUUAAUAGUCUUUUACAAUGUUCAAUAUCAUUUUUUGAUACAACACCGAGUGGAAGAAUAUUAAAUCGAUUUUCAAGUGAUACAUGGAGUGUUGAUGAUUCAUUACCAUUUAUUAUGAAUAUACUUUUAGCUAAUAUAUUCUCAUUAUUAGGUACACUUGUAUUAUGUUGUUAUGGUUUACCUAAAUUUCUAAUUGUUCUUGUUCCAUUGGCAAUAUUUUAUUAUUUCAUUCAGAAUUAUUAUCGUUGGACAUCACGUGAAAUAAAGCGUAUAUCAUCGGUGACUUUAUCACCUGUUUAUGCACAUUUUGGCGAAACUAUAUCUGGUUUAUCAACAAUUCGUGCAUUUCGUCAUGUAACACGAUUUGUUGAACAUAAUUUUUUCUUAGUAUCAAAUAGUAUUCGUGCACAAUUUUCAUCUCUUGUUGCUGGUUCAUGGCUUGGUUUUCGUCUUCAACUAAUUGGUAUUGUCAUGGUUGCUGGCAUAUCAUUAAUUGGUGUUAUUGAACAUGUUUAUACUAUACAUGGAUCAAAUCCAGCAUUAGUUGGACUUUCUUUAUCAUAUAUUUUAUCAGUUACUGGUCUUCUUAAUGGAUUAAUUUCAAGUUUUACAGAAACUGAAAAAGAGAUGGUUGGUGUUGAACGUGUUACUGCAUAUAUUGAUGAGUUACCAAAAGAAGACGAAAAUGAAGAACAAUUUGUCAUUUUAAAUGAAGAUCGAGAACAAAAAGGAGCGAUGAUUGAAUAUCGACAUGUUACGAUGAAAUAUAAUGUUGAGCAAAAACCAGCACUUGAUAAUAUAACAUUUCAAAUCAAAUCUAAUGAAAAAAUUGGAAUUGUUGGACGAACAGGUUCGGGUAAAAGUAGUUUAUUGGCAACUUUAUUUCGUACAGUGAAUUUAUCUGAAGGACAAAUUUUAAUUGAUAAUGUAGAUACGACAACUAUUCAACGUCGAAUACUUCGACAAAGUUUAGCAAUCAUUCCACAAGAUCCAUUUUUAUUCAGUGGAACUAUUCGAGAAAAUCUUGAUCCAUAUCAACGUCAUACAGAUGAAGAAAUUCAUAUGGCAUUAGAAAAAUGUCAUCUUCGUGAUUUAGUAGAAAAUUUAGGAAAUGGUCUUGAUUCAAUAAUUGUUGAACGUGGUCGCAAUUUCUCUGUUGGUCAAAAACAACUUUUUUGUCUUGCUCGAGCACUCCUUCGUAAAGCUAAAAUUUUAUGUUUGGACGAAGCAACAGCUAAUAUUGAUAUGGAAACUGAUCGUCUUAUUCAAGCAUCAAUUCGUGAUACUUGUUCAGAUGUAACUGUGAUAACAAUUGCUCAUCGUGUUCAAACAAUUGUUGACUCUGAUCGAGUUCUUGUGAUGGAUAAUGGUCGAAUAAUUGAAUUUGAUACACCUAGCAAUCUACUUGAAAAUCCACAAUCAACAUUCGCUCAACUUGUUCGUCAAGCAAAAGUUCAAAUUCCAUCAUAA
This is a messenger RNA of Rotaria sp. Silwood1, 4530 nucleotides long. The record is from the annotation of a GenBank genome assembly. NCBI's taxonomy places the organism in Eukaryota, Metazoa, Rotifera, Eurotatoria, Philodinida, Philodinidae.